Molecule: messenger RNA, 1572 nt
Organism: Exophiala bonariae
Lineage: Eukaryota; Fungi; Ascomycota; Eurotiomycetes; Chaetothyriales; Herpotrichiellaceae
Exons: 8
Coding region: 1-1572 (523 amino acids)
Biological process (GO): transmembrane transport
Cellular component (GO): membrane
Molecular function (GO): transmembrane transporter activity
Source: RefSeq, a predicted model, not a curated record
AUGGCAGAAAACGUCGACGACAAGGGUAUCUCAACUGCUCAUGAUGAAGCAAACAGCUUGGAUCUACCGCCUGCUGGCCACAAAUUUAAAUUUUCCGCCAAAGCAAAGAGGCAAGAUGGCGACGUUGCCUUGGCCCUGUUCGCCAAUGCCGAUGAAUUAAACGAGAUCAUUGAUGCUCAAGAAGAGAAGAAACUCAUCCGAAAGAUUGAUCUCGUCAUUCUCCCGUUGAUUGCUGUCAACUAUGCGUUCUUUUACAUCGACAAAACUACACUCUCUUACGCCGCCAUUUUCGGUAUUCGAGAAGACCUCAAUCUCCACGGCACGCAGUAUAGUUGGCUGAGCAGUUUAUUCUACUUCGGCUUCCUUGCAUGGGCAUUCCCAACGAACUUCUUGAUGCAGCGGCUUCCACUGGGCAAAUACGUUGGGUUCAACAUCUUCUUAUGGGGAUUCUUCUUGAUGCUACAGGCGGCGUGCAAUAGCUUCGCAACACUGGGAGUGUUGAGGGUGCUCGCUGGCGCCGCUGAAGCGUGUUCCGAUCCUAGCUUUCUGCUUGUCACUCAGAUGUGGUACACUCGCCGCGAGCAACCACUCCGAAUCGGCCUAUGGUACACAGCCAACGGACUCGGUAUUGCUCUCGGUGGUCUCCUUGGAUAUGCGAUCGGGCAUAUAAAAGGCGCUUUGGCAUCAUGGAGAUAUGAAUUCAUCAUCAUCGGUGCCUUAUGCUGCAUCUGGGGCAUCGUGAUUUUCAUAUUCUUGCCUGACUCGCCCGUCAGUGCGAAGUUCCUCAACGACCACGAAAAGAGAAUGACUAUUCAGAGACUGAAGGGAAACCAGACAGGUGUCGAAAACAAGCAUUUGAAGUGGUAUCAAGUGGUCGAGGCAUUCACAGAUGUCAAACUCUAUCUUUUCUUCUUACUGGGAACGGUGUGCAAUAUGCCGAAUGGAGGUAUCUCCAAUUUUGGAACUAUAAUCAUCAAAGGCUUCGGUUUCUCGACCCUGGUCACGACGUUGAUGCAAAUCCCGUACGGCAUCUUGAUCAUCUGCUCGAUCCUAGCUUGCGUAUACCUCAACGAUCGCUUCCCGAACAACAACCGCUGUCGAUUCGUGUUGCUCUUCUUGCUGCCCAACAUCGCUGGUGCAUUUGGCCUCCGCUUCGUGCCCGACUCUCAUCGUGCAGGGCGCUACAUCUGCUAUCUACUCACCGGUCCUUACAAUGCUGCAUUCGUGUUGAUCCUGUCGUUGACAAUCGCGAACACAGCAGGCCACACGAAGAAAGUGGUUACCAAUGCGGUGCUUUUCCUUGGCUACUGUACCGGCAACAUCGCGGGCCCGUUCUUUUACAAGUCGGACCAGGCUCCGCGGUACGAGUUGGGAAUCUGGAGCAUGAUCGUGAGCCAUCUCAUCGAAGUUGUCAUCAUCAUCACAUUCUGGGUCUUGAUGAAAGCGGAGAACCACCGUCGCGACAAGAUCCAAGCACAAGAAGAGGGUGGCCUUGAGGGCCGAGAUCUCGAUGCCACGGCGUUCGGUGACCUUACGGAUCGAGAGAACCUGAACUUCAGAUAUAUUUACUAG